ACAACUUUUUAAUAAAUUUGUAAAACUAUAUAAUGAUACUGUUCUGUUCUGUUCUGUAUAUGAUUUUAUGUCUCAUUAUAUGCAGUCCAUUCGAUUUAACCAACCAGAGCCUUUAAUUUUCGCAUUAUGUUUUCAUUUAAAAAAAUAUCAACUAUCAAAAUUGAAGUGAAGAAGAAGAAGUGAAACCAUUCAAACUCAAGAUAGAACUACGAGAGAUUAAACACGACUAUGUUGAGAGUGUCAUCUAAGAAUAUAACUAGACAAUUGGGUUCUAGAUCCAUCUAUACUUCUGUGUUGGAAUCAGAUCUUAAUAUCACUAGAAAUGGUAAAGUCAAUGUAUCAGUAGGUGCUGGAGGUAGAUCUUCAAGAACUGGAUACACUGCUACUGUGUUUGGUGCUACUGGGUUUUUAGGUCGUUAUUUGACUUCUAAACUUGCUAGACAUGGUACUACCACUGUGGUUCCAUUCAGAGAUGAUAUGAAAAAGAGAUUUUUAAAAGUUACUGGAGAUUUAGGUGUCGUUAAUUUUGUUGAAUUCGAUGCUAGAAAUUUAAAAUCAAUUCAAGAUUCAGUAGCUCAUUCUGAUAUUGUAUUCAAUUGUAUUGGUGUUGAUUAUAAUACCAAGAAUUUCUCCAUGGCUGAUGUUAAUAUCGGUUUAACUGAAAGAAUCACUCAAGCCGUUAAAGAUGCUGGUGUACCAAGAUAUGUUCAUGUUUCUUCUUAUAAUGCCAAUCCAGAUUCAAAUUCAAUCUUUUAUGCCACUAAAGGUCUUGGUGAACAAAUCGUUAAAGAUAUUUUACCAGAUUCAACUAUUGUCAGACCAUCUCCAAUGUAUGGUAGAGAAGAUAAUUUAUUAAAUUAUUUAGGUCCAAAGAUAAAAAUGUGGACUCCAAAUAAAAAUGCUAAAGAAAUUUAUCCAAUUCAUGUUUUAGAUGUGGCAAGAGCAUUAGAAAAAAUUGGUUAUGAUGAUUCAACUGUUGGUCAAACUUUUGAAUUAUAUGGUCCUGAAAAAUUAUCCUUUUUAGAAAUUAGACAAAUGAUUCAUGGUAUUACUCAAGAUUUCGCCAAUGCUGGUGCUUUACCAUAUACUUUUGCUGAUUAUUAUGUUCCAUUACCACUUGCUAAAAUAAUUGCUCAAGUUAAACAAUUGGCAUAUUGGAAAUUAACUAACCCAGAUCAAGUUGAAAGACAUUUAAUUCAUCAAACCAUAGAUCCAACCGCAAAGACAUUUAGAGAUUUAGGUAUAGAAGAUUUAGAUAGUUUGGCUAACGUGUUGUUUACUUACGUCAAACAAUGGAGACAUCCUUUGAUUGCUCAAAAGGGUGCUCCAUCAAAGAAAGAAUUAGCUAGAUUAAGACAACUUGAACAUAUCAUGUAGAUUCAACCCUUAUACCAUAGCAACUACAACUACAACUACAACAACACAUUUCAUCCAUCCUAGCAUAAUCUAUUCACCCUUUUAUCACAUUAUAGUCCAAUUUUAC
Molecule: messenger RNA, 1483 nt
Organism: Scheffersomyces coipomensis
Lineage: Eukaryota; Fungi; Ascomycota; Pichiomycetes; Serinales; Debaryomycetaceae
Exons: 1
Coding region: 229-1377 (382 amino acids)
Cellular component (GO): mitochondrion
Molecular function (GO): protein-containing complex binding
Source: RefSeq, a predicted model, not a curated record